AGACUCAAUGAAUGAAUCCCUACUUCUAAUUUCAAUUUCCUAAGACUCUCUUUUUCUCUCUCUCUCUCUCUCUCUCUCUCUGUGACGUGUAGAGAUAUAGAGAUAUAUAUGCACAUGUUGAAGGUCGAGAAGAAGAAGAAGAAGGAGGUAGUCGAAGAAGUUGUUAGUGUUCACGGGAUUUUGAAUUGGUGCUUGUUUGUACUAGUACUACUAGUCUAGUCUUUGCUUGGUUUCGAGUAACAAAUGUGUGGUUGUGAGUGAAGCUCGUGUCGCAUUGAAUGGUUGUCGAUUCGAUUCUUGCUGAUUGCACUCCUCCUCUCCUCUUCCUCCUCCUCCUUCUCCUGAGGUCUAUAAAUUUUGACAAGUUUUAAUAGCAAACCAAGCAUUGACUUGGGUUGGGGGAUUCCAGUAGGAUUCGAUUUACACUUCAUCAUCAUCGUCAUCGUCAUCGUCAUCGUCAUCAUCAUCAUCAAUCAACUUCUCUCUCUCUCUCUCUGUGCUUCUGUUUUCCGAUUAUUUCCAUGGGGAUGCUGACUUGACUGGUAUCCAAUUUUAAGCUCUACUUGCACUUAAACUGCUGCAAUAAUCAUGAGAGUCAUUCCGGCUUAGCGUGUAGUUUUUUUUUUUUUUUUUUUUUUUUUUUGUUCGUUAUUCUUCACAAAUUUGUAGGAACAGAAAAAAGUAUAAUCCAAUUUGGCCCUCUAGUUAGUUUCUGUUCAAAUUUAUAUAUUUUAUUUUAAAAAAUGGUUGUGUCCCGAAUCUCUGUUAGUAAUGAAUAUGAAUAUGAAUAUGAAUAUGAAUAUGAAUAUGCAGUUUAGGGUUUACAGUAGUAAAUUAACUAACCAAUGAACAUUUUAUAAUGAUGAAUGGGAUGAAGUGGCAUCUUUGUCUAUGGGUAGCCCCGAUAAUUACAAUUAUAUGCUGUCUGAGAUAGUUGACAUUGUCAAAUCAUGGAUCCCAAGGAUGAUGGAACCAGCAAAUAUGUCUAGGGAUUUUUGGAUGCCCGAUCACAGCUGUAGGGUAUGCUACGACUGUGACUCCCACUUUGCCCUAUUUAACCGCAGACACCACUGCCGCCUCUGUGGACGUGUUUUCUGUGCCAAGUGCACAGCUAAUUCAGUUCCUGCUCCUCCUGAUGACCACAAGAUCCCCCGCUGCGAAGAUUGGGAGAGGAUUAGGGUCUGUAAUUAUUGCCUUAAGCAAUGGGAACAGGGCACAGCUGUGGUUGACAGUGGGAAAAUUGCAUUAAGCCCAGGCCUCAGUCCGUCCCCAUCGACCACAAGUUUGAUUAGCAGCCACACUAACUGCAGCGGCAACAGCAACAGCAACAGCAGUGUUGCUUCAACACAGUACUCAACUGGUCCAUACCAUCGGGUACCAUAUAGUACUGGCCAGAGUCCUCGAAAAUCUCUUCAAAUGGAUCCUUUUAGAGUUGAGCAAGAUCAGCUAACAUAUCAGAGGAGCUCAAAUUCCAUUGCAGAUGCUGGCGAUUCAUUUCCUAACCAAUUUGAUUUUUGCGUGAACAGAAGUGAUGAUGAGGAUGAUGGAUAUGGCAUCUAUGGAACAGAGUCUGGAACCAGUCAUUUUCCUCAAUCUGAUGACUAUUAUGGUGCUGUUAGUUAUGAUGGGAUUGACCACCUCUAUGGACUACAUGAAGUGCAUCCUGAUGCCAAGAACCAUGGCACAAAAAACAUGAGUUCCUCCUCGUUACCUAGGUGCCUUGAGACACCUGAAUUGGAAGGAAUCAAAAAGGUUGAGGAAGACGUAGCCAGUUGCAAAAAUGUUGAUGGGUGUGAAGUUUCUCCUGUAUAUAAUGUGGAUAGUAAGGAGUCUGAACCUGUGGAUUUUGAGAACAAUGGGCUACUUUGGCUCCCUCCGGAGCCUGAAGAUGACGAGGACGAGAGAGAAGCUGUUUUGUUUGAUGAGGAGGAUGAUGAUGCUACAGGAGAGUGGGGUAACCUACGCUCUUCAAGAAGCUUUGGUAACAGUCAGUUCCAUAAUAAGGAUAGGUCAAGUGAAGAACACAGGAAAGCCAUGAAGAAUGUGGUUGAUGGGCAUUUUAGAGCUUUGGUUGCUCAGCUUCUGCAAGUUGAGAAUCUACCUUUGGGUGAGGAUGAUAACAAAGUGAGUUGGUUGGAUAUAAUUACAUAUUUGUGCUGGGAAGCUGCCACACUUCUUAAGCCAGAUACAAGUAAGGGUGGAGGAAUGGACCCUGGUGGAUAUGUAAAGGUCAAAUGUAUAGCUUGUGGACGUCACACUGAUAGUACGGUGGUUAAGGGAGUUGUGUGUAGGAAAAAUGUUGCCCAUCGGCGAAUGGCAUCAACAAUAGAUAAACCACGAUUCCUAAUCCUUGGAGGGGCUUUGGAAUAUCAACGGGUUUCUAACCACUUGUCAAGUUUUGAUACUUUGUUGCAGCAGGAAAUGGACCAUUUGAAGAUGGCUGUUGCAAAAAUUGAUGCUCAUCAUCCUAAUGUUCUUUUGGUAGAGAUAUCAGCAUCCCGAUUCGCACAAGAAUACCUGCUUGCAAAAAAUAUAUCACUUGUUCUGAAUAUCAAGAGGCCACUUCUAGAGCGUGUAGCUCACUGUACAGGUGCUCAAAUAGCCCCUUCAAUCGAUCGUCUUACAUCACAGAAAAUAGGAUAUUGUGACUCAUUCCACGUGGACAAGUUUUUUGAAGAGCAUGGCAGUGCGGAACAAAGUGGGAAGAAAUUGACGAAGACAUUGAUGUUUUUUGAGGGUUGCUCGAAGCCAUUGGGUUGUACUAUUUUGCUCAAGGGUGCCAGUGGGGAUGAGUUGAAGAGAGUGAAGCAUGUUGUCCAAUAUGGAGUCUUUGCCGCUUAUCACUUGGCUCUAGAGACAUCUUUUCUUGCUGAUGAAGGCGCUUCUCUGCCAGAACUUCCUUUAAAGUCUCCAAUAACCGUUGCAUUACCUAAUAAAUCCCCAAGUAUCGGCCGGUCCAUAUCUACCAUACCUGGUUUUAUUGCUCCUGAGACUCAAAAGCCUCAGCCUCAGGGUGCUUAUCCCCUUGAUGAAUCACAGAGAUCUAAAAAUAACUUGUCAGAUUUUGCCUCAUCAGCUAUCAUUUCCCCCAAAUGGAAAUCAGAAGUGGCACAGUCAACAUGGUUGACUAAGGAUCCUAUCUCUCAAACUUUGCACUCAGAACCUCCCAGAACUGCUGUGGAAUCUACAGCUUCUCUCGACUCCAUGUCUGCUCCGGGGCAUCUUUUCAGAUGCUUACCCAAUAUUUUCUCCCCUUGUCAUGUCUUUGAGGAGAACAAUAAUGUGGGUCUCAAGGAAACAUUAAUGGUCAACAUUGGCCAAGUGCUGGGAGAUGAUAAUUUAAUUAGGUGGAGAGUAGGUGGAUUUUAACAUUUAACUUCUAAUCAUUUUCGCACUUCAGAGUUGGCAUCCUUAGCACAAGAAAGCAACAGUAACCAUGGGGAGGUGGGGUCUCUGAGAGAAGAGUUUUCUCCCUCACCCUCUGACCAUCAAAGCAUUUUGGUGUCCUUAACAACACGCUGUGUGUGGAAGGGAACUGUAUGUGAACGUGCUCACCUCUUGCGCAUUAAAUACUAUGGAACCUUUGAUAAGCCUUUGGGGCGGUUUUUACGCGACCAUUUGUUUGAUCAGAGCUACCGGUGCCCAUCAUGUGAGAUGCCAUCAGAAGCACAUGUUCAUUGCUAUACUCAUCGGCAAGGUAGUCUUACAAUUUCUGUUAAGAAGCACCCCGAGUUCCUUCUCCCAGGGGAACAAGAAGGAAAAAUCUGGAUGUGGCAUCGGUGCCUGCGAUGUCCUCGGACCAAUGGGUUCCCUCCCGCCACUAGAAGAGUAGUAAUGUCUGAUGCCGCAUGGAGUUUAUCUUUUGGGAAAUUUUUGGAGCUUAGCUUUUCAAACCAUGCAGCUGCAAGCAGGGUUGCAAACUGCGGUCAUUCCCUUCACAGAGAUUGUCUACGGUUCUAUGGUUUUGGAAGAACGGUUGCUUGCUUUCACUAUGCUUCAAUUGAUGUUCAUUCUGUGUAUCUCCCACCCCCAAAACUUGAAUUUAAUUAUGAUAAUCAGGACUGGAUAAGAAAAGAAGCUGAUGAGAUCAGAAGCCGGGCAGAUCUCUUAUUUGCUGAGGUGUACAAUGCUGUCCGUCAAAUUUCGGAGGGAACAUCACUUGACAGUGGCAUGAAAGCACCAGAAUCAAGAAAGAGAGUUGCAGAACUGGCAGGGAUGCUACAGAAAGAGAAAGAAGAAUUUGAGGAAUCAGUACAGCAAGCACUGAAUAGGGAAGUUAAAGUUGGCCAACCUGCAAUCGAUAUUCUUCAGAUUAAUAAACUUAGGAGGCAGUUACUCUUCCAUUCUUAUAUCUGGGAUCAACGUCUGAUAUACAUUGUCAGUUUAAAUAGCAAGAGUGUUCAGGAAGGCAUGAACAGUUCGACAGCAAAACCGAAGGAGAAAUCUGUCUGUUCUAGUGACAGGCCUGUUGAGAUGAAAGCAACUUCAAAGCCUGGUAAACGGUUCAGUAGCUUCAGUAGCUGUGACUCCUUUCUUCUGGAUGGAAAGCCUGAUAUAAACUUGAACCAAUGGGGAAGUCUUUGCAUGACUAACCAACCCAAUGAAAUUCGUAAAGGAGAAGACAUGGAUCAUGACCUGGAUUGUAGGAAGGAGGCUGAGGUUUAUCUUUCUUCUGGCAGAAAUAUGACUGAUCAAACAAACAAUAUGGAGUCCGCAAAAAAUGUACGAAGGGUUCUUUCAGAAGGGCAGUUCCCAAUUAAGGAAAACUUAUCUGCUACCCUGCAUGCGGCAUGGACUGGUGAAAAUCACCCGGGAGGUGUAACAUCUAAAGGGACUGGCUGUGAAUAUGCUAACAAAGUUAUGGAAGGUUCUUCAGAUGUGGUUGAUUCAGUUGCUGCAAACUCAGAUUUGAAGAACCAUACUGAUGACCAAGAUGGGGCUAAGGUGGCUCAUUCUCUUGGCUUUUCAGUCCCUCUCAAAGAGCAAAAGAACUCCAUGAGCUGGGUGGGGAUGCCCUUCGUAAAUUUCUAUCACUCGUCGAACAAGAAUUCUUCAUUGAAUGCUCAAAUUGUUGGCAAAGUUAGUGAAUAUAAUCCUGUCUAUGUCAAAUCAUUCUGGGAGAUGGUGCGUCAAGGUGGUGCCAGGCUACUUCUUCCUGUGGGUGUUAAUGAUACUGUUGUCCCAGUUUAUGAUGAUGAACCUACCAGUAUUAUAUCAUAUGCACUUCUCUCACCACCAGAUUAUCAUACCCAAAUAUCCAAUGAGCCCGAGAGACCUAAAGAUGGUGUGGAAUCUUCAGUCUCAUCAUUGCUUUUGGAUUCAACUAAUCUUCUCUCGCUCAACUCUGUUGAUGAUAAAACUUCUGAGUCCUUUAGGAGUCUUGGCUCUACUGAUGAGAGCAGUUUAUCCAUGUCUGGAUCUCGGAGCUCCUUAGCGUUGGAUCCACUCCUGUUCACAAAGGCUUCGCAUACCAUAGUAUCUUUCACAGAUGAUGGCCCUCUUGGAAAUGUGAAGUAUACUGUGACUUGUUACUAUGCAAAGCGAUUUGAGGCGUUGAGAAGGACUUGUUGCCCCUCUGAGUUGGAUUUCAUACGCUCCCUCAGUCGUUGUAGAAAGUGGGGUGCACAGGGUGGCAAGAGUAAUGUCUUCUUUGCAAAAACCCAAGAUGACCGAUUUAUCAUUAAACUGGUUACAAAGACAGAGCUGGAGUCGUUCAUCGAGUUUGCACCAGCUUAUUUUAAGUAUUUGUCUGAAUCAAUUAGUUCAGGAAGCCCAACUUGCCUGGCAAAGAUCUUGGGCAUUUACCAGGUUACGUCAAAGCAUCUUAAAGGAGGAAAGGAGUCAAGAAUAGAUGUUUUGGUAAUGGAGAAUCUUCUCUUUGGACGUAAUGUCACAAGACUGUAGGACCUUAAGGGAUCUUCUCGGUCACGGUAUAAUCCAGAUUCAAGUGGAAGCAAUAAAGUUCUCCUUGACCAGAACCUGAUUGAAGCCAUGCCAACUUCUCCAAUUUUUGUGGGGAACAAGGCGAAGCGGUUGCUGGAGAGAGCUGUUUGGAAUGAUACUGCAUUUCUUGCUUCAAUUUAUGUAAUGGAUUACUCUUUACUAGCUGGCGUUGAUGAAGAAAAGCACGAGUUGGUCCUUGGGAUUAUUGAUUUCAUGAGGCAAUAUACAUGGGACAAACACCUUGAAACUUGGGUGAAGGCGUCCGGCAUCCUUGCUGGACCUAAAAACACACCUCCAACAGUGAUAUCUCCCAUGCAGCACAAGAAACGCUUUAGAAAAGCUAUGGCUGCUUAUUUCAUUAUGGUGCCAGAUCAGUGGUCUCCGCGGCCGACAAUCAUUGCCAGUGGAUCCCAGUCAAACCUUUGCGGCAAAGAAAACUCACAAGGAGGUGCAUCUUUGGAUUAAAGCUGUGUUGCUGUAUAUUGUUAAUUUGUAAGUUGGAAUAUCAGUUGCCUCUCAGUUUCUUGGUAUACCAUAAUGCCUUACCCUUCCAUUUCUCCCUCUCAUAAAUGUUUGGAUGGCUGCUUCAUCAUAUUUCCUAAAAGAGGACUGCUAAUUGCUCACAUAAGAAGCAAUAAAUGGCUAUUUAAUGCCAAGAUUUUUUUAUUAAUUUUUUUUUUAUUGGAGCACAUUUUUUGAUAACAUUUCUGCAAUAAAAUGGUUUCGUGUGUAUAUACACGUUUUAUUGUUUCAUCA
Messenger RNA from Camellia sinensis, 6699 nucleotides. NCBI's taxonomy places the organism in Eukaryota, Viridiplantae, Streptophyta, Magnoliopsida, Ericales, Theaceae. The record is from RefSeq and is a predicted model, not a curated record.